CUGAAACCACUGCAAUGGCUCCCACUGUCUCUGCACACUGCUCUAAGGAGAUGGCUUCAGCUCAUAAGUUGAGAAAGCCCAUGGUUGAAAAGCUGCGUCGUGAUCGGAUUAACUCCAGCAUUGAGCAACUCAAGUCCCUGUUGGGCCCAGAGUUCCUCCGGCAGCAGCCCGACUCCAAGCAGGAGAAGGCAGACGUUCUGGAGAUGACUGUGGCCUACCUACAGGCCUGGCAGCAGCAGGCGCCCCCUAAAGUGACCACUAAAAGAGCCCCUGUCCCCAACAUGAGGACCUCUGGUGAAGGAUACACACGCUGUAUCCAGGAGGCUGUCAGCUUCCUGUCACACUGUGAGCUGCAGACCCAAGCGCACAGGAGGCUGCUGGGACACUUCCAGGGACGGGCCCCUGGGAGCCCUCCUGUCAGUCCCCCACGCUCCCCUCUGCAGAAGGACCACUGCAAGGUCCAAAUCCAGAGUAACGGGCUUUGGAGGCCCUGGUAGGACUAAGUUUAAAGUCUGGAGUGGACUAAACCCUGUCUAUGAUGUCAUGGACUGCUGUAGGACCCCUCAGUCCCAGAUGGGACAUGCUCCUGUCCCUAUGCUUCUGAUGGGACAUGUGGAUGAAGAUUUGAGGCUCUGGUUCCUCAGAGCUGUGGACUUCUGUACUUCUGUAGAAGCUCUUCUCUUACUUCGAUAGAAGCUCUUCUCUUGUUCCUCUGGGACAGAACUGUCAUGUGUUUGUUUACAAAUGUCUAUGUUCAAUGUUAAACCUAUUUUUGGUUUAUACCGUUAAACCCGCUUUUGGGUUACAAUGUUAAAAUAUUAAACCCACAUUGGAGUCUGUUACAUGUUACACCCCAUUGGGUUAUUGUUGAUAAUAAGAAAAACUAAAGUGUGAUACUGAGUAUCUGUUGAGCCUGUGAUCCUAUGGAUCUGCCUGUGUAAAUCUCAAAUGAUUUCAUUUGAUUUAAACUGUGACUUUAUUUGUCCCAUGUCUGAUA
Messenger RNA from Periophthalmus magnuspinnatus, 997 nucleotides. RefSeq names its product transcription factor HES-5-like. Bases 15 to 497 code for a protein of 160 amino acids. Gene Ontology annotation, cellular component: nucleus. The record is from RefSeq and is a predicted model, not a curated record. Gene Ontology annotation, biological process: regulation of transcription by RNA polymerase II; anterior/posterior pattern specification; regulation of neurogenesis. Lineage: Eukaryota; Metazoa; Chordata; Actinopteri; Gobiiformes; Gobiidae. Gene Ontology annotation, molecular function: protein dimerization activity; DNA-binding transcription factor activity, RNA polymerase II-specific; RNA polymerase II cis-regulatory region sequence-specific DNA binding. The transcript is spliced from 2 exons.